This is a messenger RNA of Drosophila mauritiana, 1401 nucleotides long. Its product is annotated as transmembrane protein 135. NCBI's taxonomy places the organism in Eukaryota, Metazoa, Arthropoda, Insecta, Diptera, Drosophilidae. The record is from RefSeq and is a predicted model, not a curated record. Bases 1 to 1368 code for a protein of 455 amino acids. The transcript is spliced from 3 exons.
AUGGGCGCCCAAAGUAAACUGGCCGAGAUAGCCUUUAACUGCACCUGCUAUGAGUAUCACCAUCCGUGGACAAAGAGCUGUGCCUGCGCUGCGGCAGGUAUGAUGCUCUCCGAGAUCCCUCCCAGUCUGCGCACCUACGCCACUGUUUACGUGGUGGCUUUGAUCAUGCGAGGACGCAUUCCAUCGCUGAAGGAUCUUAGACGCACUGCAUCUGGAAUCCUACAGUCGACAGCGUUCCUUUCGAUGAAUGGAGGCCUCUUUGUUUUUGCCGUGUGCUACUUGCGUCAGAUCCUGGGAGGAUUCUACUUCGGCACAGUUGCUUGGCUGCCCUCGUUCCUGGCCAGCUUUUCAUGUCUUGCCUUCGAGCGUCCAGAACGCCGUGCUCCCCUCGCAUUGUAUGUGGCCAAUGUGGGUAUCGAAACCCUGUGGAAGAUGAUGGAGGCACGAGGCUGGGUUCGAUCCAUUCCUAACGGACAGGUGUUCAUCAUGGGAGCAAGUGUGACCGCCUUGAUGUAUUUAUAUCGCGCCGGAUUGCACAAGACAGUGGCCAAGGAUGCGACGUUCAAGGCUCUUGCCCUGAUCGUGGGCAAAGAGGAUGAGGGUCCACUGAAGACGCCGGUGGUCACCACCACGCAAAGCUCUCGCGAGGCUCCCCUCAACUUUCAAAGCAUUUCGGCCUACGUACAGCUCUAUGACCGCAUGCUGAAGGCCAAACAUCCAAGUUGUCCACACAAGAGGGGCUGUGUUCCCUACGCACUUAUUGGAGGACUAAAGCCAUUCCUGGGCGGUGUAGGCCUAUCAGUGGGUCUAAAGCUGCUGCUCAACAUCCCCAAGAUCUUCAAGUCGAAGAUGCAGUGGCGCAAGCAGAUCUUCAACGGAGGAUCCUUGCAGUUGGGAUUGGCGCUGGGCAUCUUCUCACUUCUCUUCAAGUCGACUUCAUGCGGACUGCGUCACUCGUUUGGUUUCGACAAUGCUCUCUUCGCCAUUCCGGCUGGCCUCAUCGGAUCGAUUGGCUUCUUCCGAUUCCCGAACACCACGGUUGCCUGUUAUCUGAUGUGGAAGUCCAUGCAUCUGCUCUACAACUGGGGCAUCGCGGAGGGCAAGUUGCCCGAGGUGCCGCACUUUGCGAUGCUCAUGUACGGAUUCUUCACGGCCGUGCUCUUCCACUCGGCAAUCCUGGAGGCUCGUUCGCUGCGGCCCAGCUACUACAAGUUCCUCAUGGGCAUCUCCGGAAAUCGCAUCAGUCGCUUCAAUGUGAAACCCUUCGAGGCUUACGGUCUGAAGAGCCAGGACCAAAUCAACUAUGUGAUCAAGAAACUGGGCAUCGACAUGACCUCACCCUACCCCCUUUUCUCCCUGACUGUCUAGAUGGGUUUCCCCCAUAACUUCGCAUACCUACUG